AUGUCUAAUUGGCUCUUAUAUGUUGCAUCAGCGUUGUUGCUCCUAGUUUCAUCUACCGCGGUAGAAUCUGGCGGUGCUGGUGGUGACACCCACGCACUUCUAAUCAAUACCCUUUUGAGCAACUAUUCUAAAUACACUCGACCAGUGAUAAACGCAACAACUACAACAGUUGUGUCCCAUCGUAUACUGCCUAUACAAAUACUUGAUGUGGACGAGAAGAAUCAAAUUAUAACGCUAAAGGUUUGGUUGGCACUGAGAUGGUAUGACGAAUUUCUUACAUGGAAUCCAUCUGACUUUGGAGGCAUUAAUGUAGUCAACAUUCCAGUUGAUCUGAUAUGGCAACCAGACAUAUACUUAUAUGGAAGUACAUCUAAAGACUUCGUUAGACAUCUUGACACCGAUGUCCAAAUAUACCCAGAUGGUUUAAUAAUUGCACCUCAACCUGUUAUUUACAAAUCAACAUGUGAAAUAGAUGCUACGUUUUUCCCGUUCGACCAACAAGAAUGUUAUCUGAAGUUUGGGUCAUGGACGUAUGAUGGAUUUCGAAUUGAUCUUGAUAUUUACCCUAAUUCAGGGAAACUCGACAAUUAUAUUGCAAACGGCGAGUGGCAUUUAUUUGAAAUACCAAUUGUUAAACACGUGGCGUUCUAUAUUUGUUGCAUCGAGCCCUACCCGGAUAUAACAUAUACAUUGAUCUUUCAACGCCGGUCUCUCUUCUACUUUUACACACUGGUCAUACCAGCCAUUCUUCUUUUCGUACUGGUCCUCGUUGGCUUCUACCUACCAUCGAACUGUGGUGAAAGGAUGACGCUGUUUGUUACAAGUAUGUUAGCUCUGAUAGUGUUCCUAACUUUGGUCAGUGAAUACAUGCCACCGACAUCGAAUUCGACGCCGUACUUACAACGCUACCUGUUAUCCAUGAUUGGCUUUGUAUCAGCAGCGUCGGUUCUGACGGGAAUUAACAUCAACAUACACUUCCAGGCACCCGGAUGUCCACCAAUUCCCCGAUGGCUGCAAAACGUGGCGUUCAAUUAUUUGGCCGUGAUUGCGUGCAUGCGUGGAAGAGUGAAAACGUAUUUGAAGCAUCAGAUUGAAGCUAUGUCUGAAAAUGAAUAUUCAGGCAACAAAGAAAUAGAAGCAAGUCAUGGUACUAUAGACGAUGCAGAACAUGUUCGUCAGAAGUCACUAAUUCUACAAGCGGACAAUAUAUCGUAUAAUUAUCGUGUCCAGGGUUGGCAAUUAUUAGCUCAAAUUCUAGAUAGAAUAUUGUUGAUAUGUUUUCUUUUGGCAUUCGUUAGUAUUUCCGUAGGAAUGUUUACUUUUCUGUAUACGCAAAAGAAGGGUCCGUCACAUGCGCAUUAA
Molecule: messenger RNA, 1362 nt
Organism: Saccoglossus kowalevskii
Lineage: Eukaryota; Metazoa; Hemichordata; Enteropneusta; Harrimaniidae
Product: neuronal acetylcholine receptor subunit alpha-9-like
Biological process (GO): monoatomic ion transmembrane transport
Cellular component (GO): postsynaptic membrane
Molecular function (GO): transmembrane signaling receptor activity; acetylcholine-gated monoatomic cation-selective channel activity
Source: RefSeq, a predicted model, not a curated record